GGACAGCUCGGCGCCUUCGCAGGUCGAUGCGGAUGAGCUGCGACAGCGUGAUGACAAGGAGCAGCCUAAGGGUAAGGCAGAGGAGGUAGCUGCCAAGGCAAAAGCGAAGGAAGAUGAUAGCGAUGAUUCCGAUUGGGAGUGAAGAGGGAGUUGGACCAAGCUACCUCGCCUAUCUUGCUGCGUCCUCCUUCACCGCUUUGCCGAAGACGGCCUCCACCUGUCACGGCCGUAUGUCCUAGUUCGCUUCCCAUUCUUCUUGUAUACCAAACCCAAUCCAUCGUCGUCAAUAGUAGUCAUGUCAACGAAGCCCUCGACCGUCUUUCGCUGCAACGACAUUCCAGCGCUGCCAGACUUCCCCUACUCGCCUCACUACGCACAUUAUCGCGGGCUGCGUUAUGCCUGGAUAGAUGAGACAUCUGGCAUUUUCGAUGUGCGCCAGGGAGUUGCCAUGAGUCAGCCACAUGAUCCACCCGCGGGAGAAUCAGUAGCGACAGAGACGAUACUCUGCCUCCACGGCGAGCCGACAUGGAGCUAUCUGUACCGCAAGAUGAUCAAGAGCUGGCUCGAAGAUCCGCCUGCCAGACGCACCACUGGGCCUCGUUACCUUCGUCGCCGGGUUGUCGCACCGGAUCUCAUUGGCUUCGGGCGCAGUGACAAGCCGGUGCAGGAUGAGUACUACACCUGGCAGUCACACCGGGAUUGGCUCAUCGAAUUUGUGCGCCAGCAUGUGGAGCAGAGGGAGGGAUCGACUCCUGUGACGAGAAGCGUCCUUGUCGUGCAAGACUGGGGCGGCAUCCUGGGCCUCAUUCUCCCACCCCUCUUUCCCCACCUGUUCACGCAUCUCCUCGUCAUGAACACCGCCCUCGGCUUGGGCAAGUCUCCCUCGCCUGGCUGGGAAAAUUUCCGCAAGUACAUGGCCUCGACUCACGACCUUGCCGUGGGUCGCAUGCUCAGCAGAGGUCGAAAGAGCAUGACAAAGUCGGAAAUCGACAAUUACGACUUGCCGUUCUACGGCUCGGGUAGUCACGACGGGCGUGCAAAGGCCGGCGUGCGACGAUUUCCUCAACUCGUCCCCAUUCGCCCUUCUCAAGCAGGCGUCGCCGAAUCUCAAUCCGCUCUACAUUAUUACGGAUCCCUACAGCCGGAGCAGCUAAGUGACAACACUGCGUCAGCAUCGACUCAGGUACGCACGCCGCUCCAAGUCUUCGUCUGCAUAGGCGCGGCAGAUCCUGUCUUCCCGGAGAAGGUCAUGGACGACCUGUCUGCGCAGACCUGGGGGAAGCAGCUGGGAUGCUGGCGUCAUGUCAUACCGGAGGGAGGGCACUUCGUUCAGGAAUGGGCGGCACAUGUCCCGAAGCUGGCAGAUCUUGCGUGGAGUAGCGAGGCGAGACAGAGGACCGUAGCGACCCAGUCAGAGGAUGGAAAGACGUGGGAGGCGCAUUGGAUGGCACCGAGUGCUGGGCAGACGUCAGCAAAGUUGUAAUGUACCAGAACGACGGAAUCCUCAUCGCAUCGACGAUUGAGCUGG
Jaminaea rosea is the source of this 1528-nucleotide messenger RNA. Its product is annotated as alpha/beta-hydrolase. NCBI's taxonomy places the organism in Eukaryota, Fungi, Basidiomycota, Exobasidiomycetes, Microstromatales. The record is from RefSeq and is a predicted model, not a curated record. The transcript has 3 exons. Bases 296 to 1483 code for a protein of 395 amino acids.